Messenger RNA from Malus domestica (apple), 1751 nucleotides. NCBI's taxonomy places the organism in Eukaryota, Viridiplantae, Streptophyta, Magnoliopsida, Rosales, Rosaceae. The record is from RefSeq and is a predicted model, not a curated record.
UUUAGUUUGUAUCUGCCUUUAAUAGUUCUAUGUAAAUUGCAGUAUGGGCCAAUUGUUGACAUUGAUCUCAAAAUCCCUCGGAAACCGCCAGGUUAUGCUUUUGUUGAAUUUGAAGAUCCUCGUGAUGCUGAUGAUGCAAUUUACGGCCGGGAUGGGUAUGACUUUGAUGGGGUUCGUUUACGGGUUGAACUAGCGCAUGGUGGCCGACACUCCUCAUCAGAUCGCUACAGAAGUUACAGUCGUAGUAGCAGUAGCCGUGGUGUUUCCCGGCGCUCUGACUAUCGUGUACUGGUCACUGGAUUGCCUCCUUCUGUUUCGUGGCAGGAUCUGAAAGAUCACAUGCUUCGAGGUGGCGAUGUCUGUUUUUCACAAGUGUUCCGUGACCGUGGUGGUGAGUUGAUUAAGUUCUUGUGUCCUUUUCUUUUCCAGAUUCAUCGGCUCGGAACAUGUACUUUUUUCCUUUUAUGUACUUUUAUUUUGUUGAAAUUGUAUGAUCGUUGUGUUUAUUAGAUUUUGAACUUAGUAGUUGUGUUGCUAUAAUGGCCAAGUGCUUAGCUUUUGCUUUAUUGUGGGUCAGAUGCGUAAUUGUGUUUAUACAUGUGAAGAAAACUUCAAAUUAAAUUUGUUCAUGAUGGGUUCUCAAUCUUGGAAGUUUCUGGCAUACAGGCCAGCCGUAUCUUUACGUUUCCUAUCUAGUUGCCUAGUUACCCAUAUGUGUGCUACAGUUCAAAUGAUCAAAUCCUUUAGAUUUGUUCUACAGGAUUCGAGUGUUUCCCACCUCUUUUACUUUAAAAAAAAAAUUCCGAGCAUUGUAUUUUGGAAAAGGGUGCGAGGUUGUUAUCUUCCAUCUCUUUUAUUCUUUAGAACAAACUCGGUGUACAAAAUCAGUUGUCCUAAGUUUUCGAUGGUGUAAAGGGGUUAAAGGGUUUAGCAGGUUAGCCAGUUAUCCUAACCUGUUUAUGAAGGUUUCCUUCUUUCUUGCCAGAUCUGGCUGUUGCGGAGAUCUGGGGACUGUAUCUUAGGAACUUGAUGUGGUGCUCAUGCCUGCAAAUCUUAGUUGAGGUGACGCGACUUUGUUGAUGAGCACCUCUGGAAAAAAAAUAAAAAAUCUAAAUGAAAAUAAUUUUAAUAGUUUUCAGUUCUAAAGAUGGAUUGCUGUCGAACGCAUGCUAUAGCUACCAAAAACCGCAAAUCAGCGUUGGGGAAGCAUAGAGCUCAAAACUUCUACGUUCACUAAAUUACGACAAGGAUGAGUGGAAUUUUUUCCGCUUUUCACGAAGGAUUAGAUUUUGUGUGAUUCUGGUAUUUUUAUUUCUUACUGUUGUUGAUUGGUUUAUAUUUUAAGACCUGCUGGAAAGAUCAUGGGGUGCUUGGUGUAGAGCAUCUGAAGAUAAAGGUUUAUGAUUUGUACUUGUUCAGUCAAAUACUUGUUAUCCGCACUUUUUACCUAAUAAGCAGCUGAUUUGAGUAGUUGCAUGUCAGGUACCAACUAUGGUUGUGAUUUCCAGGUGAGCUCUGAAGGAAGCGUCUUUGUAGGCUCCAGACGCCGUCGUCGAGUAUCGGUGGUCUCUUCAGAGACAGGAAGUUAGGAACUAGAUGUACUAUAGAACACACAUUCGGAUUCAGAUUAGGACGUACCUUGAACGAUCGUGAUUUGCAUCUGUGAAAUCUGUGACGUUGAAGUUAGUGUCAUGUAUUAAAAGUGAUCUUCUUAACCGAUGCCGUCUUUUGCUGAAUUGGUUUGUGUUUGU